AGAGGGAGAGCAGUCACCAAACCAAAACCGCUCUCGAGUCUCCAUCCAUUCUCUCCGCUCAUCCGCAGCUCUCGAGUCUCCAGCUCUAGCUAGCCUUAGCCUCGUCCAAGGGACGAAGGGGCCACCAUGAGCGUGGUGAUCCUGGACGGCUCCACGGUGCGCGGCUUCGUGGCGGACGAGGCGGCCUUCGCGCGCAGCCUGGACGCGCGGUUCGCCGCGCUGGACGCCAACGGCGACGGCGUGCUGUCCCGCGCCGAGCUCCGGCGCGCGCUCGAGUCCUUCCGCCUCCUCGACGGCGGCGGCUUCGGGUCCGCCCAGCCGGCGCCGCUCCCCGCCGAGGUCGCCGCGCUCUACGACGCCGUCUUCGAGCAGUUCGACGCCGACCACAGCGGCGCCGUCGACCGCGCCGAGUUCCACGACGAGAUGCGCCGCAUCAUGCUCGCCGUCGCCGACGGGCUCGGCUCCCAGCCGCUCCAGGUCGCCGUGGACGACGAGGGCGGGAGCUUCCUGCUCGAGGCAGCCGAGCACGAGGCCGCUGGGAUCGCCGCCAAGAUCGAAGCCAACCGCAAGGCGGAGGCGGAGGCGGAGGCGGCCAAGUGACGACGUGUCCCUCGUGCGGGCCCUGCGCUUGAUUUUCUGGGUGUUUGCUACUACGUACUAGUACUACUUACCUGGCGGCCGAUGUGCCGCCGCACGUGUACGGUAUACUACGUAACUAGAAGCGGCCAGCACCAGCUACUCAAAUCACUGCUGAUGCUACUUGUGAACGGAAUAAAACCUGUCAAUCAUUUUAGUGGUCUUGCUUGCAUAAAACACUUCUUUGUCGUC
Molecule: messenger RNA, 828 nt
Organism: Zea mays
Lineage: Eukaryota; Viridiplantae; Streptophyta; Magnoliopsida; Poales; Poaceae
Exons: 1
Coding region: 127-600 (157 amino acids)
Molecular function (GO): calcium ion binding
Source: RefSeq, marked validated